Nicrophorus vespilloides is the source of this 1193-nucleotide messenger RNA. Its product is annotated as DAZ-associated protein 2-like. The record is from RefSeq and is a predicted model, not a curated record. The coding region runs from base 400 to 969 and encodes 189 amino acids. Lineage: Eukaryota; Metazoa; Arthropoda; Insecta; Coleoptera; Silphidae. The transcript has 4 exons.
AGCGCAGAGUGCAUCUCGGUUCAACCUGCAGUUGCACAGCGAUUUGCCAUCCUUGUCCUUCGAGGUCGUGCGCGCGAAUUAUCCUAGAGACCAGUUCCGCAGCAGGGCCGAAUUGUUCUGUAGCUGUUCCGAAUCUGUGUUGAUUAUUUUAGCACUUGUUUAAACGAAUGCAGUAGAAAAAAAAGUUUAGAGCUACAUACUGUGUCAGAUACAGCAGCUAAAGUCGAAAAGCAUAACCGAUCCAAUUCGAUUGUUGUUUUUGUUGUGCGUUUGUCGAAUCUGGCAUUUGUUUUCUAACUAAAUCUGGCGGAAAGAACAACACUUCCCUUCAGCCUCUAGAGUUUUGUUUUGAUCGAACCGAAAACCAGAAGAAAUUUAUUUAAAUUAAAGCCACAAGAAAUGGCCGACAAGAAAGGAUCCGGUGUUCCGCCCCCCGUAUCGGCACCAGCUUUCACUCAGGCACCACCUCCACCCCAACCCAACCCACCUGUUCCUGCUCCGCAUCCAUAUGGAGCGAUGGUGCCCGGAGUUCCGGGGGCGGCUCCUUACAUGAUCCCUGGGCAAGCCCAGCUCUAUCCGCAAGGACCACCCCCCACGUAUGACCAGGCGUUGACACACCCUGCUAUAGUUGGGCAACCGAUGUAUCCUCCAGGAGCUACGUACAUGGCUGGAUAUCCGACUUAUCUGGGGUAUCCGACAUACGCUCCUAUGCAGUACUACCCAACGAUCGGCGCCUACUCGUACGCCAUGCAGCCGGCCCAGCUGAGGCCUACGAUCAUGAUUCCCAACGGUUAUGACGGCGGUGCUCGCUUCGACGGCAUCGCCCAACCGGUGCUGCCGCCGGCACCUCCAGGUGUCCCGCCGUCUGCUGCACAAAUCGCCGCCAUGGCUGGUCAUCAUGUGGCACUAGGUCAGAAGAAAGGCUCCUUCUUGGCCGGCAGCUCAGACGGCGGUUAUACCUUCUGGUAGAUACAGUCGACAACAAUCAUUUAGCAAUAAUCUAGCCACACGUGGGUUAUUUUUAUGAUUAUUAUUAAUACUACGUUGAAUUCAUUUCUGUGCAUUUCGAUUCCAAGCAUUUUAAAGAAAUGUUUUAGUUUCGUUCAUCAUUUAUACAAUUGUUUAUUUUUUUUUGGCGCCCAAUACGCUAUCUAUUCUGUUAACUGUUAAAACUAGUCAAUUUAAUUAAAUAC